Messenger RNA from Chroicocephalus ridibundus (black-headed gull), 3042 nucleotides. RefSeq names its product ATPase H+/K+ transporting subunit alpha (gene ATP4A). Gene Ontology annotation, cellular component: plasma membrane. The annotation marks the transcript as partial. The transcript has 22 exons. Gene Ontology annotation, biological process: intracellular sodium ion homeostasis; intracellular potassium ion homeostasis; sodium ion export across plasma membrane. The record is from RefSeq and is a predicted model, not a curated record. NCBI's taxonomy places the organism in Eukaryota, Metazoa, Chordata, Aves, Charadriiformes, Laridae. Gene Ontology annotation, molecular function: P-type potassium:proton transporter activity; ATP hydrolysis activity; ATP binding.
GAGAGCUACGAGUUGGGGCCCCGGGGCAAGGCCCCGCCCCCCGCCCCGAAAGGGCGUGGCCGCCGCAAGCAGGAGAAGCUGGAGGACAUGAAGAAGGAGAUGGAUGUGGACGACCACAAGCUGGACAUCAACGACUUGGAGGUCAAGUACGGCACCAGCGUCACCAAGGGCCUGGCGGAGGCGGUGGCGGCCGAGCGGCUCUUACGGGAUGGCCCCAACGAGCUCCGCCCCCCCCGCGGGACCCCCGAGUGCGUCAAGUUUGGGCGGCAACUGGCCGGGGGGCUCCAGUGCCUCAUGUGGGUGGCGGCCGCCAUUUGCCUCAUCGCCUACGGCGUGCAGGAGGGGGAGGGGGACCGCGGCAGCUCCGACAACCUGUACCUGGCCAUCGCCCUCAUCGCCGUGGUGGUGGUCACCGGUUGCUUCGGCUACUACCAAGAAUUCAAGAGCACCAACAUCAUCGCCAGCUUCAAGAACCUCGUCCCUCAGCAAGCCACCGUCAUCCGGGAAGGUGACAAACUCCAGAUCAACGCCAACGAGCUGGUGGUGGGCGACCUGGUGGAGAUCAAAGGAGGGGACCGGGUCCCCGCGGACAUCCGCGUCAUCGCCGCUCAGGGGUGCAAGGUGGACAACUCGUCGCUGACGGGGGAGUCGGAGCCCCAGACGCGCUCCCCCGACUGCACCCACGACUCGCCCCUGGAGACCCGCAACAUCGCCUUCUUCUCCACCAUGUGCCUGGAAGGGACGGCCAUGGGCUUGGUGAUCAACACGGGGGACCGGACCAUCAUCGGCCGCAUCGCCAGCUUGGCUUCGGGGGUGGAGAACGAGAAGACCCCCAUCGCCAUCGAGAUCGAGCACUUCGUCGACAUCAUCGCCGGCCUCGCCAUCUUCUUCGGCGCCACCUUCUUCGUGGUGGCCAUGGUCAUCGGUUACCCCUUCCUCCGGGCCAUGGUCUUCUUCAUGGCCAUCGUCGUGGCUUACGUCCCCGAGGGGCUGCUGGCCACCGUCACGGUUUGCCUCUCGUUGACGGCGAAGAGGUUGGCGAGGAAGAACUGCGUGGUGAAGAACCUGGAGGCCGUGGAGACCUUGGGCUCCACCUCCGUCAUCUGCUCCGACAAGACGGGGACCCUCACCCAGAACCGCAUGACGGUGGCCCACCUCUGGUUCGACAACCGCAUCCACGCGGCCGACACCACCGAGGACCAGUCGGGGCAGAGCUUCGACCAGUCCUCGGAGACCUGGACCAUGCUGAGCCGCGUCCUCACCCUCUGCAACAGGGCCCAGUUCAAGCCCGGCCAGGACGACGUCCCCGUGGCCAAGCGUGAGGUCAUCGGCGACGCUUCGGAGACGGCGCUGCUGAAGUUCGCCGAGGUGACGGUGGGGACGGUGGGGGAGGCGCGGGGACGGUUCCCCAAGGUGGCCGAGCUGCCCUUCAACUCCACCAACAAAUUCCAGCUGUCGGUGCACGAGGCGGGAGAGCGGCAGCUGCUGGUGCUGAAGGGCGCCCCCGAGCGGGUGCUGGAGCGUUGCAGCACGGUGCUGCUGAAGGGACAGGAGCUGGCCCUGGACGCCCAAUGGCGGGAGGCCUUCGAGGGGGCCUACGCCGAGCUGGGGGGGCGCGGGGAGAGGGUGUUGGGGUUCUGCGCCCGCUGGCUGCCCGCGGGGACGGUGGCGGCGGGGACGGACCCCGAGGCGCUGCCGGAGGUGGCCGUGGGUCUCUGCUUCGCCGGGUUGGUCUCCAUGAUCGACCCCCCCAGGGCCACCGUCCCCCAGGCCGUCCUGAAGUGUCGCACGGCUGGCAUCAGGGUCAUCAUGGUGACCGGCGACCACCCCAUCACGGCCAAGGCCAUCGCGGCGGCCGUCGGCAUCAUCUCAGAGGGCAGCGAGACCCCCGAGGAGGUGGCAGCUCGUCUACGCGUCCCCCUGGAGCGGGUGGACCCCAGGCAGGCGCGGGCGCGGGUGGUGACAGGGGCGGAGCUGGCGGCCAUGACACCGGGGACCUUGGAAGGUCUCCUCCGCGCCCACCCCGAGAUGGUCUUCGCCCGGACGUCACCUCAGCAGAAACUCGUCAUCGUGGAGAGCUGCCAGCGGCUGGGUGCCAUCGUGGCGGUGACAGGGGACGGGGUGAACGACUCGCCGGCGCUGAAGAAGGCGGACAUCGGGGUGGCCAUGGGCAUCGCCGGCUCCGACGCCGCCAAGAACGCGGCCGACAUGAUCCUCCUGGACGACAACUUCGCCUCCAUCGUCACCGGCGUGGAGCAAGGCCGCUUGAUCUUCGACAACCUGAAGAAGUCCAUCGCCUACACCUUGACCAAGAACAUCCCCGAGUUGACCCCGUACCUCAUCUACAUCACGGCCAGCAUCCCCCUGCCCUUGGGCUGCAUCACCAUCCUCUUCAUCGAGCUCUGCACCGACAUCUUCCCUUCGGUCUCCUUGGCCUACGAGAGGGCGGAGAGUGACAUCAUGCACCUGAAACCCCGCAACCCGCGACGCGACCGAUUGGUCAACGAACCUUUGGCGGCUUAUUCCUACUUCCAGAUCGGUGCCAUCCAGUCCUUCGCCGGCUUCACCGACUACUUCGUGGCCAUGGCGCAGGAGGGCUGGUGGCCCCUGCUCUGCCUGGGGCUGCGGCCCCGCUGGGAGGACGCCCACGAGCAGGAGCUGCAGGACAGCUACGGCCAGCAAUGGACCUUCGGGCAGCGCCGGUACCAGCAGUUCACCUGUUACACCGUCUUCUUCAUCAGCAUCGAGAUGUGCCAGAUCGCCGACGUCCUCAUCCGCAAGACCCGGCGCCUCUCCCUCUUCCAGCAGGGCCUCUUCCGGAACCGGAUCCUGGUGAUCGCCAUCGUCUUCCAGGUCUCCAUCGGCUGCUUCCUCUGCUACUGCCCCGGGAUGCCCAACGUCUUCAACUUCAUGCCCAUCCGGUUCCAGUGGUGGUUGGUGCCGAUGCCCUUCGGCCUCCUCAUCCUCGUCUACGACGAGAUUCGUAAACUGGGAGUGCGGAGACACCCGGGAAGUUGGUGGGACCGAGAGCUCUACUACUGA